AUGAGUGCGGUGCCUCUUUGGGGGCUUCCACGCAUUCCACCUUGUUCUUUCUUUUCUUUUCUUGAUCUCAACCUGUUGCCUACAACUGUGGGAACCAUGCCCUCGAACGCCCAGAAUGUGGGCAUCAAGGCCCUGGAAAUUUAUUUCCCUAGCCGGUACGUGUCACAAAGCGAGCUCGAGACCUAUAUGGGGGCCAGUGUUGGGAAAUUCACGGUUGGCCUAGGUCAGCAGAAGAUGAGCUUCUGUGAUGACCGCGAAGAUAUCUACUCCAUGGCGCUCACAGCGGUCUCAUUCCUGCUUGCAAAGUACCAAAUUGACCCAAAGACCAUUGGCCGCUUGGAAGUGGGAACGGAAACGUUGCUUGACAAAUCCAAGUCUUGCAAGUCGGUUCUCAUGGAACUGUUUGGGGAGAACUCGGACAUUGAGGGAGUCGAUACUUACAACGCAUGCUACGGUGGAACCAAUGCCUUAUUGAAUGCAAUCAACUGGGUCGAAUCGUCCACGUGGGACGGCCGCGACGCAAUUGUCGUGGCGGGAGAUAUUGCUCUGUACGACAAGCCCGCCGCCCGCCCGACUGGCGGCGCUGGCUGUGUGGCCAUGCUCAUUGGUGUCGAUGCGCCCCUGGCGCUGGAGCCCUUCCGUGGAACGUACAUGAAGCACGUCUACGACUUCUACAAAGGGGACUUUAAAUCGGAGUACCCCAUUGUCGAUGGGCAUUACUCCAACACAUGCUAUAUUGAGGCAUUGGACAACUGCUACGAGCGGUAUCGUGCUAAAUCUCUGGCUAAAAGUGGUGGGUUGACGAACGGAGCUUCAAUGGCUCAGGGUAGCUUCUUGGAUACCUUUGACUAUUUCGCCUUUCAUGCGCCUUACUGCAAGCUCGUCUCUAAGGCGUACGGUCGUCUGUUGUUCAACGAUGUCCGGAUGGAGCCCGACCACUUUGAUGAGAUUCCAGCACCUGUCCGCGAUGUUGAGCAGACUGCGUCUCUGACGAACAAAGGAGUCGAGAAGGCUUGCAUCGGGUUGACCAAGGAAAGGUUCCUUGAGCGUGUCCAACCAUCCAUUACAGCACCCACAAAUUGUGGGAAUAUGUACACCGCUAGUCUUUACUCUGGGCUGGUAAGCUUGCUGAGCAAUGUUGUUAGUGAAGAACUGCAGAACAAGCGCAUCGGCAUGUUCAGCUACGGCGGUGGUCUGGCUAGCACUCUAUUUAGUUUCCGUGUCAAGGGUGACACUUCUGGGAUCGCGCAGCAUGUUCGGUUGAAUGAGCGCCUGGAAGCUCGGACGGCGGUCUCGCCGGAAUUUUAUAACGAGAUGUGCAAACUCCGGGAGAAAGCCUACCAACAGAAGAGCUAUACCCCUGUGGGAAGUGUUGAUAGCCUGGCUCCAGGUACUUACUACCUUGUCCAGGUCGACGAGAUGUUUCGACGAAGUUACGAGAAGAAGCUGGUUGCCUGA
Molecule: messenger RNA, 1458 nt
Organism: Penicillium egyptiacum
Lineage: Eukaryota; Fungi; Ascomycota; Eurotiomycetes; Eurotiales; Aspergillaceae
Source: the annotation of a GenBank genome assembly